AGCCCUUUGGCUGAAUCAUGUCGCUACGGGAGUGGCAGCAACGGCUUUUGGACUUGGCGCAGGAGCAGCAUGAGGCCUGGAUGGAUGCGCUGCAAGCCAUGGAGGCCGAGAACAACUGCGAAGCAGGGCUGAGUCUCAGCGCCUUGGUGUGCACCUCCGUGCCCAAGCCGCUGGAAGAGGAGCCGACACAGAGCCCCUGGGAGCUGCUCUCGCCAAGGAAUGAGUCAGCACCAUCCCUGGAAGUCGGGUCCCUCAGCGUUGUCCACGCACUGUCAGUCCCGGAAAGCCCGGGCCGGCUGUCGAACAGCCGGCGAUCCUCGCAAUCCACCGGUGUGCAGUCGCUGAUGGCUGGCAAGCCUCCUUCACAUCACCUGGAAGAUAGGAUGGACAAGCUCAGCGCCAUCAUGGUGAUGGUGAACUGCGUUACUAUGUUAUUGGAGCUGGAGAUGGAAGGGAGAAUCAUCGGGGUGAAUAUCGGAAUGGUCAGUGCCAACGAGAAUGCUCUUGCCGGUGCUUCCCUACCCGUCCUGCAGUACAUCGACCUGGGCUUGCUGUUCUUUUUCCUGGUCGAAACUCUGGUCCGGCUGAGCCUUCAGCACCUCCAGUUCUUCACCGACCUCGCAAACAUCUUCGACCUGUUCCUGGUGGUUUCUGGCAUCGUGGAUGCCUCUGCAAGCGGCUUGCUGAGCCCUCACAGUUCUGGCAGCUCUGGUUGGCGUUUGGUCAGAGCCCUCAAGGCCCUCCGUGCCUUUCGAAUGGUCAGAAGCUUCCGGCUCUUCCGAGGGCUAAGGGUGUUGGUGCAGGCCUGCCAGUGCUUCCUGCCCUCCCUGUUUUGGUCCAUGUUCAUGCUUGGGAUUUUCAUGAUCAUCGGCGCCCUGCUCAUGGGAAAUUUGCUGCAAGGAUUCUUAGAGGAGCCGGAAGGGCUCUUGGAAGACAGGCAGUGGAUCUGGCUGCGCUACGGCACCGCACACACAGCGGCCUACACUCUCUUUGAAAUUACAUUUGCUGGGAAUUGGCCUACAAAUGUGAGGCCAGUGCUUGAGAAGGUCAGUCAGAGCUUCAUCUUGUUCUUUGCUUCGUACAUUGCAAUAGUCGUUUUUGCAGUGAUCCGAGUGAUCAGCGCCGUGUUUCUGAGAGACACGCUGGAAGCUGCUCAGAGCGACGCGGAGCACAUGGUGACUGAAAGGCUGCAGAAAAAGGCGCAGGAUGUUGAGAAGCUGGAAGGCGUCUUCAGAGACAUCGAUGAAUCAGGAGAGGGGCUCAUCACUGAGGACGUGUUGAAUCGUGUGCUGGCGAACCCAAAGGUCAGGGCCUAUUUCCAGACGCUAGGUCUUGACGUCCAUGAAGGAACUGCGCUGUUUCAUCUUUUAGAUAAUGGAGAUGGAGAAGUGACGCUUGACGAGUUCAUUGGUGGAAUCAUGCGCUGCCGCGGGCCUGCACGGGCCAUCGACCAAGUGGCUCUUCAAGCUGAUUUCAAGAAGCUGGAUCUCAAACUGGUCAAGAUAAUGCACCAUUUGGAAAUGCGUGAGGAGACGCUGUCUCAAGCAAGUCAGGAAAGGCAGAUGAGGCGCGCUGAAAGCGUGCGGAUUUUCAGUUUUGAUGCAUCUGUGGAGUUGGGGAGGGCUUGGUGACAAGCGACGAUUUUGUUUCAGACUCUGCCGUGGCUAAAGAC
Molecule: messenger RNA, 1672 nt
Organism: Effrenium voratum
Lineage: Eukaryota; Dinophyceae; Suessiales; Symbiodiniaceae
Source: the annotation of a GenBank genome assembly